Tripterygium wilfordii is the source of this 2129-nucleotide messenger RNA. RefSeq names its product IQ domain-containing protein IQM3-like. Bases 196 to 1824 code for a protein of 542 amino acids. The record is from RefSeq and is a predicted model, not a curated record. NCBI's taxonomy places the organism in Eukaryota, Viridiplantae, Streptophyta, Magnoliopsida, Celastrales, Celastraceae. The transcript is spliced from 9 exons.
CAGUUCAGCACUCAGCACAGUAGCAGACGAUCUCUUAUAUAUUCAGCACCCUCUAGGCCUCUACUCCACUCCAAGCGCAUAACAACCACUCUCUACUCUCAAUCCCAUCCCCAAAGAGGCAAAAACUCUGACCCUAUCUACUGGACCUUGUUUGGUUGAAAGCGUCGAGGCGUUACUCUAUUCCUCUCCUAUAACAUGAAGGUCCAAACGCAGCCCUCGCUGAACUUCAACCGCGGCUCAAAUUUGCCCCUCCCGUACUGUCGCGAUAAUGGCAAGAUGGGCAUUUCCUCCUCCAACCACGGUGCGAGCGAUUUUCCGAGCUCCGAUUCGUUCAUGUUGGACGCUCCGGAAACCAACGGGAAGGAUUCUCCGGCGGCCGUUGAUCCGGAAUGUUGCAGCGCCAAAAUGACUCUUGUUCACAACGGAACUGAAGAGUUGCCGUUGAUCAACGGCGGAGAAGGGUUGGGCCACACCGGUACCCCGCGUGACAUGGACGCGCAGGGAGACCCCUGGAAGUCGGCGGUGAAGCUGCAGAAGGUGUACAAGAGUUACCGCACACGGCGUAGGUUAGCCGAUUCUGUGGUGGUAGCUGAAGAGCUAUGGUGGCAGGCUUUAGACUUUGCUAGACUAAAUCACAGUACGAUUUCCUUCUUCAAUUCGCCGGAGAGUGUGGCCUCCAGGUGGAAUCGUGUUGGAUGGAAUGCUUCCAAGGUGGGAAAAGGUCUGUCCAUUGACGCGAAGGCUCAAAAAUUGGCUUUUCAACAUUGGAUUGAAGCUAUUGAUCCACGGCACCGCUAUGGGCAUAACUUGCAUCUCUAUUAUGAGGAGUGGUGCCAGGCAAAUUCUGGGCAGCCAUUUUUCUACUGGUUGGACAUAGGUGAUGGCAAAGAACUCAAUCUUAAACAAUGUUCAAUGUCAAAGCUUCGACAACAAUGCAUCAAGUAUCUUGGACCUCAAGAGAGAGAGAAUUAUGAAUACAUAUUGGAGGAAGGAAAAGUUGUUCAUAAACAAUCUGGGAGUCUCCUUGAUACUUUCAAGGAAAACCAUGGGUGCAAGUGGAUAUUCGUUAUGAGCACUUCCCAAAAAUUGUAUGCCGGUGAGAAAAAAAAGGGAAGGUUCCAUCAUUCUAGCUUUCUGGCAGGAGGAUCUACAUUGGCGGCUGGAAGGCUAAUAGCACAGCAUGGGAUUCUUAAGUCUAUCUCUGCAUAUAGUGGACAUUACAAACCUACAGAUGACAGCCUUGAGAUAUUUUUAUCCUUUCUUGGGGAGAAUGGAGUAAACCGUGAUGAAGUUGAGAUACAUAAAGCUAGUGAAGAUUCCGACAGCUAUCGUGAUGAUUUCAAAUCUAGUAGAAGUGGGACACUGCCUGAACUUUCAGCAAUCAUGGAGCCUCCUAAACCUGAUAUUGUCAAUGAAGAGAAAAACUUGACUUCAGAACCUUUUGAAGAAGUUAAGCCACCUGAAGCUAAAGGUGAAUACAAAAGGACUUUAUCUGGUGGUCUUCAGAGCCCAAGAGCAGAGGUGCCAAAGGAAGCAAUAUUACAAAGAAUCAAUUCCAAGAAAAUAACCAAAUCAUACCAGUUAGGGCAUCAGCUCUCCUUGAAGUGGUCAACAGGAGCUGGCCCAAGAAUUGGAUGUGUUGCUGACUACCCCUUGGAACUGAGGUUACAGGCCCUGGAAUUCGUGAAUCUAUCUCCAAGAACACCACCCACACCAUCAACCUUGAGGAGGAUCAAUGGUCUUGCAUCACCUACCGCGCAGCCCACAUCAGACUCUAGUAAUGGUAACCCAUCUCCAAGAAUGCCUCCCACACCUUCAACUUGAACUUACAGGAGGAUGGUCUUGCAUCACUUACAACACAGCCCACAAUGUGUUUGACUAAUGGUAAUGGGAACACUGGUGAUUGAAUUUCAUGUCUAAUCAAUUUCCAAGAUGGAUGCUUAGUGAGAUGUAAUUAUCUGAUAUGAUCUUUUAGUCACUUCACUUGGUAAUAAUGCUCCUAGCAUUAUAUGAAUUGCCUCCACAACAGCAGCUAAAUUUCUUUAUUGCAUUUUACGCUAAAUUUUACCAUAUAUGUUUGUGGAGUAGAAAAUUCCAGUCCGAUAAUAAUAAUAAUAUUUGCAGCGCUA